GAUCGCGUCCAACUUUUCUGAUCGAUUACUAAUAAUCACACAUUAAGCUAGUCUUUAUGGCCAGCUUCACAGCAAGAAAGUAGUGUUUGUGACUUUGAAAUGUGAUCUAUUUCUGCCGAGUGUCUGUCUACGAUUAGUCUCUGGCGUUAGAGGAGGAGCUGGCUGCCCCACGCACGACACUUUCUCCAUUCCCCAGACGGCGCAAAACAAUUUAGUCAUAAAUCCUCCUCCCCUGACCCUCGAAUACGUCACCGCCGCUGCUGCUGCUGCUGCUGCUACUACUGACGCCUCUGCUGCUCUGCCAAGUGCGCAGCUCCGUGGACGCCCCCCCCCUCCCUCUCCACACCCCCACCCCACGACAACAAGGUUAGCCCACAGCAGCAGCAGCAUGGCCCCGCAGAGCCGCCGCCGAGGGAUCGCUCGGACAUUCAACCGUCGUCAUGCGGACACCGAGUCUGCGUCACCCCCAUAAACGAGGACGCGCGCGCUACCAAUCCUCACGGGAUCAUCUCUUGGGAGUAUCCAUUCGACGAACACGCGUGAAUUUGAAGAACCAUGGAGGUAAACUCUGCUGAAGCUCCUACCCCGGCCGUCGCUGCUCCGCCCACCCCGAAACCUCAACCGCCCUUAUACCUCAGCCCCGCCCACAGCCUGCUGGAGUGGCGUCGGCGGGUCAGGUCCGAGUACAUGCGCCUCCGCCAGCUGAAGCGCCUCAAGAAAGCAGAGGAGGUCAAGGCCGUGUUUGUAUCUAACCGGGUCAAGAUCGAGAAACAGACCGGCAUCCUCAAUGAGGAAUGGUCCAAACUGAGGAUCCAGUCGGUGCCCUUGUCGUGCUCAGGCCCCGGCCCGGCGGCUAGUAAGAAGAUGUGUACCGUGGAGUCGGGCUUCCCGGGGUUCAAAGUUCAGGCCGUGGCCAUGACGCCUCUGUCGACAGUGACGGGAAUUCCCUUCAUGUACUCCUGGUCGCCUUUGCAGCACAACUUUAUGGUGGAGGAUGAGACAUUCCUGCACAACAUUCCCUACAUGGGCGACGAGGUAUUGGAACAGGACGAGGCCUUCCUGGAGGAACUGAUUGACAACUACGACGGCGUCCAUGGCGACAGAGGUGCGUUUUUUCUUUUUUUAAGCCACCAUUCCUUGACAUCUACUCUGCUCAUAUUGCCUUAUCGCCUCCCAGAGGGGGGCUUCAUGAGCGACGAGAUCUUUAAGGAACUGGUGGAGGCCUUGAGCCAGUACUCUGACCACGAGGACGAGGAGGAGGAGGAAGCGGCGAUGGCGACGGCAGCGACCGAAAAAAAGGAAGAUGAACGAGCGAUGAGGCGCAGCUCGAGCGAGGGCUCAGAGGAGACCAAAGCGCCGUUCAUCCGCAGGAAGAGGAGGAGCACUGUGGAGGUUCGGGACCCGUCUGGCAGCAAGAAGAUCCCCAGCGACAAGAUCUUCACCGCCAUUGCCUCCAUGUUCCCGUACAAGGGCACCACAGAAGAGCUGAAGGAAAAGUACAAGGACCUCCUGGAACCUCCCAGCCUGGUCAAGCUGCCCCCCCUCUGCACCCCCAACCUGGACGGACCCUUUGCAAAGUCGGUGCAGCGAGAGCAGUCGCUGCACUCCUUCCACACGCUCUUCUGCAGGCGAUGCUUCAAAUACGAUUGCUUCCUCCACCCUUUCCAUGCAACACCAAACGUGUACAAGAGGAAGAGCAAAGAGAUCCGAAUGGAGACAGAUCCGUGCGGCGCCGACUGCUUCCUGUUGCAGAAAGGGGCUAAAGAGUUUGUGGAUCAGAACAUGUUGCGCUCGCGGAGGUCCCGGAAGAAGCGCAGGCAGCAACAGCAGCAACAGCAGCAACAGCAACAACAGCAGCAACAACAGCAGCAACAACAGCAGCACCAACAGCAGCACCAACAGCAGCAACAGCGGCCCGCCAGUGCGAGUUGCCCUGGACCGUCGGGCUUUGCCGAAGAGAGCAAAGAUGGAGAAAGCGACCAUGAAACGACAUCAUCCUCAGAGGGGAAUUCGCGCUGCCAGACCCCGACCAAACUACGGCCGGCCGACGACGAAGCCGAGCAGCCGACGUGCUGCGCGGUGGAGUGGAGCGGCGCCGAGGAGUCGCUUUUCCGGGUGCUGCACGGCACCUACUUCAACAACUUCUGCUCCAUCGCCCGCCUCAUUGGCACUAAAAAUUGCAAGGAGGUGUACGCUUUUGCGGUGAAGGAGGCACUCAUCCAUCACGUCCCCCUGGUGGAUGGAGGCAUCUCGCCGCAGAAGAAGAAAAGGAAGCACAGGUUAUGGGCAAAGAUCCAGCUAAAAAAAGAUAACUCGUCCAAUCAGGUGUACAACUACCAGCCAUGUGACCACCCGGACCAUCCAUGUGACAGCACCUGCCCGUGUGUCAUCACCCAGAAUUUCUGCGAGAAGUUUUGCCAGUGUGAGCACGAGUGCCAGAACCGCUUCCCGGGCUGCAGGUGCAAGACCCAGUGCAACACCAAGCAGUGUCCCUGCUACCUGGCCGUGAGGGAGUGCGACCCGGACCUGUGCAUGACCUGCGGCGCCGCCGACCACUGGGACAGCAAAGGGGUCUCGUGUAAGAACUGCAGCAUCCAAAGGGGCCUCAAAAAGCACCUUCUGUUGGCGCCGUCAGACGUCGCCGGGUGGGGCACUUUCAUCAAAGAGCCUGUGCAGAAGAACGAGUUCAUCUCAGAGUAUUGUGGAGAGCUCAUCUCGCAGGACGAGGCCGACCGACGAGGAAGAAUCUACGACAAAUACAUGUCCAGCUUCCUUUUCAACCUGAACAACGACUUUGUCGUCGAUGCCACCAGGAAGGGGAACAAAAUCCGCUUUGCCAAUCACUCGGUCAAUCCCAACUGCUACGCCAAAGUGGUGAUGGUGAACGGAGACCACCGCAUCGGGAUCUUUGCCAAGCGGGCCAUCAUGCAAGGAGAAGAGCUUUUCUUUGACUACAGAUACAGCCAAGCGGACGCCCUCAAAUAUGUCGGCAUCGAGAGGGAGGUGGACAUGUCUUAGCCGCCCAGCGCAAUACACAAAUACUGCAUAUCCUGACCUUAACGUCUGCUAGCGCCUCCGCUAACGUCUCCACUAGCAACUCCGUCCCAUCCCGCCUCCCUCUGCAGCAUGGAAUGUUGGCUCCGUCCUUCAAAAAUAAGAGCCUCAAAAAAAAAAAAAAAAAAGCAGUCACUAUCUCCUCGGUGUCCCUUCCUUUCAUCCGACCAAAUGCACGAGUGUCCACGUCACGCUUGUCAACUUGAUACUAUUACAGUAAUCCGUGUCGCAAAAGGCUUUUGCUUCGUGCUCACUCCGGGCCGUACUCGUAGUGUCCGUUUAGUUCCAGCGAGCGCGAACGUGCAUGUGCUGUCUCUCGGGUAAAUAGAAACCAGUAAACGCGUUUAGUUGGCAGUAUUUUGCUUCACAGUGUUGUCGUCACAUGACGCCACAAGAGGCUCAAAGUUGUGCAGUUAUGUUAAAAAUAGUAUCGUAGGCAAGAAACCGACUGACUGAAUGUAACCCGGAGAUGGCGGUGAAGAGAUCGCAGUCAUUUUUGUUAAAGGGGGCAUGUUAUGGAAAUUUGACUUUGUAAUGGCUUGUAUACAUAUAGUUGGGCCCUUUGAGUGCCUGCUCAUCCAUAAAUUGUGGAAAUUAAAGUCAAGUAAAUCUUGA
Molecule: messenger RNA, 3669 nt
Organism: Syngnathus acus (greater pipefish)
Lineage: Eukaryota; Metazoa; Chordata; Actinopteri; Syngnathiformes; Syngnathidae
Gene: ezh1
Product: enhancer of zeste 1 polycomb repressive complex 2 subunit
Exons: 19
Coding region: 556-3018 (820 amino acids)
Biological process (GO): chromatin remodeling
Molecular function (GO): protein binding; histone H3K27 methyltransferase activity
Source: RefSeq, a predicted model, not a curated record